AUGGUGUAUGGUAAAUGUCGCACAUCAAACCUUUUCCAUUUACCAAAAUCAUCCAUUGACUACCACACCUUAAUCUUCCAACAUUCGUCCAUCCCCUUUUUCUCUUCUACUCGCAACAGCUACAAACAGCAGAAAUUCAACCUCUACUUACGAUGCAAGAACAUCACGACAGGUGGUUUCAACUUGGACCCCAAUCGUGUCUUAGACCUCAUCUUGGAGUCCUUGGAGGCACGGCCAUCCCAGCACCAGUUCUACACAGGACUCCUCAAUCAGUACCCCUGUGAGUCAGCUACCAUCAGUGAACUCUUGGGCUUCAAGCUCAACAAUUACGCCUCCAAUGGAAAGGACACCAAGGGGAUCUACACCACGAUAGCACUCCUCAUUCAGGCCAACAUCCUGCAGCUUUCCGAUAUCUACUCAUGGCUGACACCCGAGGACUCCUCCAUGAUUGAGUGCCAUCUGAAGGAGGAGAACGAGGCGAAGGAGAUUGUCAGAAAGCUUAAUGUCAUAUCUACCAAAGACAAGGAUAAAGACAAGGAAAAGGAACAAGAGCGGCAAGAGGAGGAGAGUCUCAAAGAGGAUUUCAAAAAUCAGGAGGUGUAUCUGUCCAAUCAAAAGAUCCAGUUGUGCAUUGCCCUCAUUGAGGUUGGAGCUUGGGAGCAUUUUGUAGAAAUUUCAUCUCGUUUCCCUGACUAUUAUUUGAUGUCUUUUCCUCCUGUGAGUCAAGCACUUUGUCAACUAGUUCAUGCCACAAUUGAACCCAUCUACAGAGAGGUGUGCAAUUUACCAAGCCGACUCAAGGCCUCUCGAGUGAAGCCACUAGACAACCCUCUGGCACCACAACCAGCCAGGAAAUUCAGCGAUGUCAGUGCAACAGUAUUCCCAAUGCUGCUUGUGCUUGGACCACACCUGUACCAUGACCCAGGGCUCAUGUGCAAGGUCCUCAGGGUGGCUCGUGUUGCUCUCAAGGAGACACCAGUAGGAGAAGAUGGUGAACGGUCCAAUUUCUACUUUGAGUUUUUAAGUGUUUUGGAUGAAGUUCUCCUUCCGUCUCUCUCCAUGCUUGACUCAAACCCAUGUCUGGCGGAGGAGAUUUGGGAAACACUCAAGAUAUAUCCCUAUCAGCACAGAUAUAGGUUGUAUGGCCGAUGGAAGAAUGAGUCCUUCACACAGCAUCCCAUGUUGAUGAGGCGCAGGGCUUGGCUGCUCAAGAAAGCUAAGUUCAUUAUGAUGCGCAUCACAAAAGAAACUAUCAAGCCUGUAAGCCGAGGCAUUGGGAAAUUGACGCAUAACAACCCUGGCCCCAUAUUCCAUUAUAUCCUGAUCCAAGUUCAGCUGUAUGACAACCUAAUUGGCCCUGUGGUAGACAGCUUUAAGUACCUGACAUCUCUCUCCUAUGACAUGCUGGGAUACUGCAUUGUGGAAAUCCUCUCAGAGAACAAGGAUAGAACUGCACAUGAAGAGAUGAUCAUCUCACCAUGGCUCCAGUCCCUGUCCAGUUUUUGUGGCACUGUGUUUAAGAAAUAUGUCACAGAUCUCGGAGGCAUCUUACAGUUUGUGGCCAACCAACUCAAGUCUGAAAAAUCCAUUGAUCUCCUCAUCUUACGAGAAAUAGUGCAGAAAAUGGGUGGAACAGAUACUUUAGAAGACCUCACAGCUGAACAGGUUAGGGUGUAG
This is a messenger RNA of Penaeus vannamei (Pacific white shrimp), 1677 nucleotides long. Lineage: Eukaryota; Metazoa; Arthropoda; Malacostraca; Decapoda; Penaeidae. The record is from RefSeq and is a predicted model, not a curated record.